AUCGUACGUGUUGGAGUUGCUGUUGUUUUUGUAUUCUUUGUACUCAGUCCUGUAAUUUAAUAGUUCAAAGUCAGUUAUCCUGCCCAGCUACCAUCAGUUGCAGACAAACCAUUAUACCAUGGAAAAUUAACUCAAUAAAAUACAAAACAACAGUAUUAAACUCUGGAUAUGAAUAUUUUAAUUAAAAAUGUUCAUAUUUGGAGUUGCUGUUGUUUUUGUAUUCUUUGUACUCAGUCCUGUAAUUUAAUAGUUCAGGUCAGUUAUCCUGCCCAGCUACCAUCAGUUGCAGACAAACCAUUACACCAUUUUAACUCAAUAAAAUACAAAACAACAGUAUUAAACUCUGGAUAUGAAUAUUUUAAUUAAAAAUGUUCAUAUUUGGAGUUGCUGUUGUUUUUGUAUUCUUUGUACUCAGUCCUGUAAUUUAAUAGUUCAGUUAAUAGUAUUCAGCCGAAUAGAGCGUUUGCACAUGACGUCACAGCCGCCAUGUUGGUGUUCCAAUUAGCCCUAUGAAUUAGCCUAGUCACGCCGCCAUUUUUGGGUAGCUUUUCGCUGCGAGAUAAGUCCACAUAACAGCGACUUUUUAUAAUUUUUUUUGACAAAUAAUGGUAAAUUUGCUAAUUUGUAAAUGAUUAGUUUAUUUUGAAAAAUUACUUUUUACAUUGUUUUAAUUGUCUGCAUUGGUUAACGAGAAUUAGAUGUCACCCAAAAAUGGCGGAUAUUCGUGACCAUUCGUCAUCGUGAGAAGGCUAAUUCAAAAGAAUUUUAAUUACUCUUUUGUCUGGAACACCAACAUGCCCGCCAUGGUUUUUGUUGAGUUGGUCCCUGGGGAAUGAGUGCAAACCACUGAGGUGCAAACGCUCUACAUGUAUGUUCAGCGGAGUUGCCCCCAUCAUCACUCCAGUUCGAUAUGGAGUCCAUCAGUCGUGCAGCUCAGUUCAGACACGAAAAGUCGAAAAACCCGGAUGCCGCGCCUUGGUAUUAUUUGUAUCAUAAGAGGAUGUGAUGUGGUCGUAAAAUAAACGAGGAAAUCUCAACCUUUUUGUUGAGAUAUCUGACGAUAAAAACCCUCCACUGGUUCGUCCUUAUUUUGUUGUCAGAACAGUCCAUAUUUCAAGAUGUCUGGUGGGCGAAUGAGAGAAUAUAAGGUCGUUGUUCUUGGCUCAGGCGGGGUUGGGAAAAGUGCUUUAACAGUUCAAUUUGUCACGGGAAAGUUUGUAGAAAAAUAUGAUCCGACGAUCGAAGAUUUCUACAGAAAAGAAAUCGAAGUUGAUAACAUUCCUUCAGUGUUAGAAAUUCUCGAUACGGCAGGAACGGAACAAUUCGCUUCUAUGAGAGAUUUAUACAUCAAAAAUGGUCAAGGAUUCUUGCUUGUAUUUUCCAUAAUAAACCAGCAAACAUUCCAGGAUUUGAGAGCAAUGCGAGAGCAGAUAUUAAGAGUUAAAAACACAGACUCUGUGCCAAUGAUUCUUGUUGGUAAUAAAUGCGAUAUAUUUGAUGAACGUGAAGUUAAUACGAUCGAAGGAAAAGAUUUAGCUGCUGAAUGGGGUUGUCCGUUUUAUGAGUCAUCUGCCAAAACUAAACAAAAUGUCGACGAAAUAUUCGCUGAAGUUGUUCGACGUAUGAAAACGGCACAAAAUAGUUCAUCUUCUAAGGGUGCAUGUUGUGUUAUUUUAUAAACAUAUUGUACCUAUCAAGAUCUAAUACCUAAAAUGAUAAAAUCUUCAGCUUCCAAUUCUUGCUAUAUUGGCGGCUUGUAUACCAAAGGUUAGAAGUGUAACAAUUAUUUAAUUUUUAUGACUUGUUUAAACAACAAAGACAUUUAGUGCUUUCAAUGACUUAAAUAAUUUGUGUAGUCCAAUCCAGCACUUCAAUAAUGCUUAUACAGAGUGUAAACACUCAGUAGAACUAAAAAGAUGUUGUGGUAUGUAUAUUGAUAUUUACUUUUCCAGUCUAUGGAAUUUGAUAUUUCAAUUUAAAAAUGUUGAAAUAUCAAUAAUGUGUAUACCAAAGGUUAGAAGUGUAACAAUUAUUUAAUUUUUAUGACUUGUUUAAACAACAAAGACAUUUAGUGCUUUCAAUGACUUAAAUAAUUUGUGUAGUCCAAUCCAGCACUUCAAUAAUGCUUAUACAGAGUGUAAACACUCAGUAGAACUAAAAAGAUGUUGUGGUAUGUAUAUUGAUAUUUACUUUUCCAGUCUAUGGAAUUUGAUAUUUCAAUUUAAAAAUGUUGAAAUAUCAAUAAUGUGAAGGGAAGGGUGGGAUAGAGGGGAUGUCUUGGCUGUUGCAGUGGGAAGAGGUUAUUUUGCUGGCCUCAAAGUGACAAAACGUAACCAAGCAACUGUUUUAAUAACACUAUCCCUAUUCCAAACACCAACUCUAAUCCUAACCCCAACCCUAUUCCUAACCUAACCCUACUCCAAGUUUGUUUCUAAACCAAUCUUGAAGAAAUGUCAUUCUGAGGUCAGCGAAAUAGUAUUUUCCGUUGCAGUGUACUGGUAUACCAAUAAUCAUGUGAUCUAGUUGAAAAACAUAGUGACUAUUUGACUGACAGCCAGGCAUGCUUCAAAAAAUACUAAAUGACCACAGUAUACGAUGAGCCUGGCCAUGGUUUGCUGGGAAGCCCACCUGAAUGGGAUGAAUAAUUUCUGUAUUCUUAUGACUGCUUUUAUCCGAUUAUUUUGGUUGUACUUACACAAGCCGCACCUUAAAUAGUGUCUAUUUAGUUCUAUUAAUGUUUAUUUUCGUUUGUGUUUUCCAACAAUUUGUUCAAUACAAUAUGAUUAUAGGUCGAAAUCAACAAAAAAAUGUCCAUCCCGGCCAGGUCAACUUAGCUGAGAUCCCACCUAGAUCAAGGUGAGAUCUCACCUAGCCAGGUUUGCGGCUCUUUUCUAAUAUGAACACAGAUUGAAUUUUAUAUGUGAUAAAAAAGGCAUCCAGGUCUCACCCAGGUGAGUUUCCCAGUUAGCUGAGCUCAUAUGAACCGGCCAUUUACAAGGUUUUUCAGACAACUUGACAGUAGGUAAGGUGUACACCUACCAUGUUCUAGGUGCCGGGUUUGCCUGCUUUGGGUCAGUGCUUUAACAGUCUUUAUAUUUGUCUUGGUAGUUUUACCUGAAACUUGUUUAAAAUUUCUUCCCAACUAGUUUUAACUCAAUAAAAUGCAAAACAACAGUAACUCCGGAUAUGAACAUUUUAAUUGAAAUGUUCAUAUUCAGAGUUGCUGUAGUUUUUGUAUUCUUUGUACUCAGUGGUUCCUGUAAUUUAACAGUUUUAACUCUCUUCAACCUUUGGGAGAUACUGUAGGGCUGGGAUUUGGGGUUCAUUAUUUUAAGAUAACAUUUUAACUAUAGAUGCCAAACUGCUGGCUAUUUAGUAAUUUAGUAUUCUUUGUAAUAUGACCAGUUGUCUAUCAAAUAGUCUUGGGGUUGAAAAACUAUUGAUGUAUCAAAAAUAUUAAAAUAUGUUACAUAUUCUCAAGAUUAAGUGAGCACUUCAGCUUUGAUAUAAUCCUGAAAUUGUGUAACUGACAAUAUGGGCGUCAGCAUCACAAUAGGAAGAUAUUUCGCUGGCCUCAGAGUGACAAAACGUAACAAUGCAACGGUUUUACUAACACUAACCCAACUCCAAACACCAACCCUAACCUAACCCUACUCCAAAUUCGUUUCUAAACCAAUUUUGAAGAAAAAAAUUUUGACGAAAUGUCAGUCUGAGGUCAGCGAAAUAGUUGAUGCCAUCACAAUACACCUGAAAGUAAGUCAUUUUGUUGUUCAAUGCUGCAAUAGCCCAAGCUAUCCCUCAACAUAUGCCACAACAGCAUAAAAUAAAUAUAAUUUAAUAAGUAAUGUUAGUAAUUUAAUGUAGAAUACUAAUAUUAAAUAAUUCAUACUUUAUAUUAAUGUGAUAGUAAUAAACACCAACAGAAAAAUAUUUUAAUAUUGUUGAAAUUAAUAUUGCCUCACGAGCACACGAACUGUACAUUAAUGACCAGUGAUUGCAGUAAUGACCAGUGAUUGCUUCUUAAAAUGUUGAACACUAGAGCUAUGAUCAUCAUUCUCGAGAGUAAAUUCUAUCUCAAGGGGGGAGGGGGUAAAAAAAGGAAACAUGUGUGAUGUGGUGAACCUGUGCAGAUCUUGAUCGAAUCCUAACCAACACCCCUGAAUCUGUUAUCCAAUCGACCUCUUCAGCGGCAAUGAGUGCAAUUCUGUUCUGAUUUUAAUGUCUUUGUGUUUGUCAAGUUAUCUUCAUAUGACACGUGAACAGUUCUAGAUUAGUGUUCAGCAGACCGGGAAGGUUUAAACCAAACCCUUUCUUUGAUCAUUUUUCCGACACUUGAAACACAACCGCACAAGUCUGGCAACGUGUGAUGCUGUCAUCUCCGCUUUGAUUCGACAGUGAAACCCGCCACUUGUUGAACAGAAAAGAAACAGCCAAAAGAAAAGCGAAAAAGAGCUCGUACAUCAACGUCUGGGAAUUACGGAGACCUUCGUCGCUCCUGUAAAACUCUCAUAGUUCUCAUAUCCGCGCGGAAACGAAAAUAAUUUUUCCAGAGUUUGCCUUCCUUAAUGAAAUCCAACACGAAAAGAUUUUGGUCGCCGUGUUCUUAAAUCUGUGUGACUGUAUCGAAAAGAUCCAGUGUACCGAGUGAAGUGAUCUGGGAACGUGAUAAAGUAACUGUAAUUUAUUCUUCUGAUGCAUGGAAAAGAGUAGAUGAAUUAUGAUAUUCUGAACAUAAGUCAUAACUCAUCCAGUCGUUUACAUCCAUCAGAUGAAGAAAACCGCAGCAAAAAUUGCAAGUGCAUGUAAACGGGCUUUUACGCAUCUACUUCUAUUCUAUGUUCAAUCCGCCUGAAGAAUAUAAUGAACUACCGCCUGCUGUGAUCCUAUAAGUGAUUUAAUUUGUGAUGUAGUGAGUACACUACUACAAACAGUACAAAGCUGCUGGACCAGACAUUUCCUCUUCGCUUGGUGAUGAGCACUGGCAGAUUCCCAGCGGAAUGGAAGAUAAUACCUAUUCUUAAAAAUCUAUUCCUAAUAGUGGUCAAAGCAACGAAAUCUCAAAUUAUCGACCCAUACUUCCCAUGGUGUCGAUAGUCUUUGAGCGAACUGAUCAACCAUGUGUAAAGUCAAAUGCAUAACCUCCAAUUUGGAUACUGCAAAUUCUACACUAGAUUGGUGAGUCUCUCGACGAAAGAAUUCAAAACUGAUAUCCUUUAUAUUGAUUUCGCUAAAGCGUUUAAAGGUGUUUCGCAAGGUUUAAAUAUUGGUCCUCUAUUGUUUCUUAUGUAUGUGAACGAGCUACUUCAAAAUAUCAUAUAUUUAUUUGGUAUCGUUUGUGUACUGUUUGCUGAUGACAACAAGUGUUAUCGUACAGUAAGGACAAAAGAGGACGUCCAAUAUCUCCAAUGCUAUCUUGAAUAUGACCCUACCCAGUCUGAAUGGUCAUCUUGUGGUGACAAGAAAUGUGAAUUCCGUGUCCUACCACAUGACGAACAUAUGCAAGAAGAUCUCAGCAUACUGAUAACUCCGGAGUUCUUUAUAAGACGUUUAAUACUUCACGUUA
Paramuricea clavata is the source of this 5563-nucleotide messenger RNA. The record is from the annotation of a GenBank genome assembly. NCBI's taxonomy places the organism in Eukaryota, Metazoa, Cnidaria, Anthozoa, Malacalcyonacea, Plexauridae.